Messenger RNA from Megalops cyprinoides (Indo-Pacific tarpon), 2580 nucleotides. Its product is annotated as T-complex protein 1 subunit gamma-like. Gene Ontology annotation, molecular function: ATP-dependent protein folding chaperone; ATP hydrolysis activity; ATP binding. NCBI's taxonomy places the organism in Eukaryota, Metazoa, Chordata, Actinopteri, Elopiformes, Megalopidae. Bases 55 to 1677 code for a protein of 540 amino acids. The transcript is spliced from 14 exons. Gene Ontology annotation, cellular component: chaperonin-containing T-complex. Gene Ontology annotation, biological process: protein folding. The record is from RefSeq and is a predicted model, not a curated record.
CUUUCUCGUGCUGCCAAGAAGGUUCGAGGCGGUUGUCUCACACGCGCAGGCAAAAUGAUGGGCCGACCGGUUCUCGUGUUGAGCCAGAAUAUGAAGAGGGAGUCUGGGCGGAAGGUCCAGACAGGGAACAUAACUGCGGCCAAGACUAUAGCAGACGUGAUCAGGACAUGUCUUGGACCAAGAGCCAUGAUGAAGAUGCUGCUGGACCCCAUGGGUGGGAUUGUGAUGACCAACGAUGGCAACGCUAUCCUACGAGAGAUCCAGGUUCAGCACCCUGCAGCCAAGUCCAUGAUUGAGAUCAGCCGCACGCAGGACGAGGAGGUGGGGGACGGCACCACCUCUGUCAUCAUCCUGGCGGGCGAGAUGCUGUCGGUCGCAGAACAGUUCCUAGAUCAGCAGAUGCACCCCACUGUGGUGAUCAGCGCCUACAGGCACGCGCUAGACGACAUGCUCAACAUACUCAAGGACAUCAGCACACCUGUGGACACGGGUAACAGGGAGAUGAUGCUGAAGAUCAUCAACUCGGCCAUCAACACCAAGGCGCUGAACCGCUGGUCAGAGCUGGCCUGCAACAUCGCGCUGGACGCCGUGCGCACCGUGGAGCUGGAGGAGAACGGCCGCAAGGAGAUCGACAUCAAGAAGUACGCCAAGGUGGAGAAGGUUCCCGGCGGGAUCAUUGAGGAUUCCUGCGUGCUGAAGGGCGUGAUGGUGAAUAAGGAUGUGACGCACCCCCGCAUGCGCCGCCUCAUCAAGAACCCCCGCAUCGUGCUGCUGGACUGCUCCCUGGAGUACAAGAAGGGCGAGAGCCAGACGGACAUUGAGAUCACGCGAGAGGAGGACUUUGCACGGAUCCUGCAGAUGGAGGAGGAGUACAUCCAGCAGAUCUGCGAGGACAUCAUCCGCCUCAAGCCUGACCUCGUCUUCACAGAGAAGGGCAUCUCAGACCUGGCUCAGCACUACCUGAUGAAGGCCAACAUCACUGCCAUCCGCCGCGUCAGAAAGACAGACAACAACAGGAUCGCCAGAGCGUGCGGGGCUCGUAUCGCCAGCCGUACGGACGAGCUGCGGGACGAGGAUGUGGGCACGGGGGCGGGCCUGUUCGAGGUGAAGAAGAUCGGGGACGAGUACUUCACCUUCGUCACCGAGUGCAAGGACCCCAAGGCCUGCACCAUCCUGCUCAGGGGAGCCAGCAAGGAGAUCCUGGCGGAGGUGGAGCGCAACCUUCAGGACGCCAUGCAGGUAUGCCGGAAUGUACUGCUGGACCCUAACCUGCUGCCCGGAGGCGGAGCCGUGGAGAUGGCGGUGUCCCAGCGUCUGACGGAGCGCUCUCGGGCCCUCACCGGGGUGGAGCAGUGGCCCUACCGUGCCGUGGCCCAGGCCCUGGAGGUCAUCCCUCGAACCCUCAUCCAGAACUGCGGGGCCAGCACCAUCCGCGUUCUCACCUCCCUCAGAGCGAAACACACCCAGGAGGGCAACGUGUCAUGGGGGGUGAACGGGGAGACGGGAACCCUGGCAGACAUGACGGAACUGGGCAUCUGGGAGCCGCUGGCCGUCAAAGCGCAGACCUACAAGACCGCUGUGGAGACUGCCAUUUUGCUGCUGCGCAUCGAUGACAUCGUCUCGGGACACAAGAAGAAGGGAGAGGAGCAGAUGGGAGGAGGGCAGGGUGCAGAGUAGAGGGAGGGGGAGGAAGGGGGCGUCAGGGAGGGGGGAGGACAAAGAGGGUGAUAGAGGGAAAGGUAAAAACGCAAAGUGGAGAGGAGGAGAGCGAAUGAGAAUUCCCGCCUGAAGAGUGUUCACCAUGCUAACUUCCACCGUAUGUUACCCUUUAGUUAGAAGUAAUACAGGCCAAAGUGUAUGCAAGCCAUUUGCAAAUUUGCAUCCAUGUUAUUAUGCUACCCUUCAUACUGAGGGACAGCUUUUUUUAUGUCAGGUCAUGUAGUAGAGGUUGCAGGGGUGGGUCAUGUGAAUCACAUAGUGGGUAUGCUGUGGUUAACAUGGCAGUGAUGCAGAGCUUGUGUGUAUCUGGGGCUCUGUGCCAAAACAUUUCUGGAAUGAAGCAGAAGUCUUGGGGCUCCAGGCCAGCACAGGGAAAUUCCCAGCCCCAUUGCAAUGAAGUCACAGCCUUGCAAGUUACCCAGCUACCUUUGAAACUCCCCUCAUUGGUGGGGAUGUGUUUGAGACAGGGCCCUGCCACCUGCACUGUAGUAAGUGUAGUGUAAGUCCCAUGGUCAUAAUGCUUUGUGGAAGAGGUGCGGGCCUUGCAUGCAGUUACAAAGAGUGACGUCCAUUGUGGGACCAAGGCAGCAGUCAUUUAUACUCGUAAGUCAGGUCAUGAAUAGCCUGUGAAAAUAUAUUUUUUAUACCACUACAUUCUGCUGCUUCACUGCAUGAGUUUAAACAGCAUACAGUACAAGUAUACAGAGUGAUUUCUGAUUGAAAGAGUCAUGAGGUUGAGAAGUUAGCAUGGUGUCUCGUUGUUUUGGACCCUGAAUGUGUGCUUUCUCCCUGUUCACUCUGUUGGUGUGUGUUAGCUUGUUACCUCUGUUUACGGUAGUAAUAAACAUGAAUUAUAAGUCA